GAGGCUGAACGUCUUCGUGAACGGGAAGCCGAGCGAUUAUGUUCUGAGGUGCUGGUGCGUGACACGAUGGAAAAGUACAAACGGAUUAAGGUAGAUAACGACGCUCUCCGAGAACGAGUUGCGAGUUUGGAGAAACUGGAAGAGCGAAUGGCGCUACAAGAUCAGCAGAUUUCCGAGUAA
Messenger RNA from Protopolystoma xenopodis, 180 nucleotides. The record is from the annotation of a GenBank genome assembly. Lineage: Eukaryota; Metazoa; Platyhelminthes; Monogenea; Polystomatidea; Polystomatidae.